Anarrhichthys ocellatus (wolf-eel) is the source of this 9173-nucleotide messenger RNA. Its product is annotated as potassium/sodium hyperpolarization-activated cyclic nucleotide-gated channel 1-like. The transcript is spliced from 8 exons. Gene Ontology annotation, molecular function: voltage-gated potassium channel activity. Gene Ontology annotation, biological process: sodium ion transmembrane transport; regulation of membrane depolarization; potassium ion transmembrane transport. Bases 3856 to 7422 code for a protein of 1188 amino acids. NCBI's taxonomy places the organism in Eukaryota, Metazoa, Chordata, Actinopteri, Perciformes, Anarhichadidae. The record is from RefSeq and is a predicted model, not a curated record. Gene Ontology annotation, cellular component: HCN channel complex; dendrite; membrane.
UGAACAUGCUGAGAACAGCGCCAUCUAGUGAGGUUUUGAGUUGCUCACUUCAGGCUUGUCAAAUAUGAUGAUGGACUUCACAUCAGGGGAACAAAGACGAGUUCUUGUGAAAUGCAUAACAACUACAGUUCAUUGGCAAUGAAAAUCUUCUAUCUCAGAUUAUUGAAUAUGUAUAAAAAAAGAGGAAAAUCACACAAGUAGUUUUUAACAUUAGGAUUAUUUAAAAUCCUGACUUUGGGCCUGAAGUGAUGAACAAUCCCACAAAUCAUCAACACUAUCAGUAGCUAUGUGUGAUUGUUAGUGUAGGUACUAUAUUAAUAUGGAUCCCAAUUUAUCCACGGCAACGGAUGCAUUUCCGUUUGCAAUUUAGAAUAUGUUUUAAACACUUGUAUACCAGGCGGUAUUGCUACUUACUAAUUUUGAGGAGUUUUGCCAUUUUAAUGUUUGACAAAGACAGCAACACUGCACAUAACUGAGUUUAUAAGGUCCACCUAUCUAAAACUAAUGCAGUCUAAAACAGUUAUAAAUCAUAGUUUUAUAAAGGUGUUGAUUCAACUAUAUGGUUAGUUUGGAGAAUGUAGUUGAUGGUGCUGAUGAGUUGUUUAUACUGGUGUUUUUUAAUAUUUAGUACUCUCGUAUAUGAAAGACAUUAUAAAUGGGUUGGACACAAUAUUACAUGUGGCUGUUUUAGCCCGGUGUACCUAAUAAACUGCCAACUGAGUGUAUGUUUCUCCUGUGUUAUUCUGAAACAGUAGUAGGCAGCAUAUUCAACACAUUAUGUAGGAAAUUGCAGCAGCACAGCAAAGGGAGGCGUUAUUUUAUUGUGGCUGCUGUCUGGAAACACAAGCGGCCGUGUCUCAUUGUUGGGCUUUCAUCAACAUUUCUAACUAUUAUCAGCUGGAGAGUAAUGAAAUAUUGUGAUGUCUUUUUCAUACCUUUUUUAAGCUGGUCUUUCAUUUGUCUGGAUCUGAUUCACAUGAUGUAAUGUUGACCUCGAUUAAUAUGUCAGUGGGAUUCAAACAGUAAUAAGAACAGUCCAUUUCUAAAGCGAAGAGACAUCUGUGACUUUGUGAACCCGGAGAGAAAUGAUUUGUACUUCUGUCUGUGUGGUUUAAUCUCUAAUUUGAAGUUUGAAUAAAUCUGAUGGUCUAGUUCUUAAACAGGCCAGUGGGUUGUAUUUAAUAACAAAUUUAGUGGGUAUAUAUAUUUCAAAGUUUGUUGGAAAUAUUUAUAGUAAGGAAUUCACCAAAGCCCUUUUUUUGGACUUGUUCUACUUGCCUCCUCUGUCCUCCUCUCCAGACUGAGUCUACUUUAAAAGAUUCUCUCUGGUCAUGUUUUACAACAUAACCAAACAUCUGCAAUAUUACAACAUAAUAAUCAGUUCUUGUCAGAUGUUCCCAACAUUGUGAAGACUAUUACCAGUUCUCCACCUGGGCAUUGAGAUUCACUACUGUACAGUGUGUGUUUCCCAUUUGGUAUUUUGUGAAUAGAAAUCCCACGAUGGUGUUAAAAUCAUUCAAACUACACAUGUAGUUCAUGACAACAAGAAAAGCAUGGAACAUAACAUGUACACUCAGUGGCCAGUUGGUUAUGUACUCAUAGCUAAAACUAAUAUUUAGUCUAUCCUCAUUGACAUAAAAGGGUUGGACAAAAUACAUGACACUAUGGCACAACAUAGUUCAACAGCACAAACAAUCCAAAAUGACCUUAAAGCUGACUCGACCCUUGUUACAACUGUUUAAAAACUGCAUUGGUUUUACUGUAGGUGUACUGAAAAAAACUGUCAACUGAGUGCAAAUCUGCCAUGUGAUCUGAGAUGGCGUCCUACACUUGGUGAUAAUCGGGCCUGCAAACAUAAUGGAGAGUGAUGACUGGAGCGUGCUAAAUAGGGCACAGAGUGUGAACUUCUAAUCUGUGUAGUUCAUGAUCAGGAGACUGACAGCUUGAAGUAAUGACGCCAAGACACAGAUUGUUUGGAUCUCCGUAGGAACAUUUCUGAAGGACAAGUAGCUUUUUUUCUUACUUCUAUUGUAUUCAAUUCAUUCAUUUUACCAUCCCAUGUUGUUUGACCACUGAUGAAAAUAAAUGAAAUAGGUGAAAGAAAAAUCGUAUCUGUUGCAUACAGUACCAGACUCUUGACCUGUGAUAGAUUAACAUUUAUAUUAGUUUAUUACUGUAUCGUGAGAAAUUAUUACAGCAGAAACAAACUGUUCACUAUCCUCUUCCUUAUUGCAUUAGGCCAUAUUAAAUUGCUGCGUGGUUUGUAUUGAAUCAUACAACAGUAAUGCAAACAGCUGUCAACAACCUUUCACCAAAUUAAUUUGCAGUAUUGGUCUUUGCCAGGAAGGAUUUCAUCUCUUUUCUACCCGACUGGAAAUGUCUUCUUUGGGGAAUGAAAAUGAAACACUGCAGACACAGAGUAUUAAUACAUCUGCCAUAAUAACGUGAGUAGUUGGCCAAACAGGUUGUACCUCGAUGUAUUAUCAUCACAGUAAGUAAUGAAGGUUGAAACAAAUCCCCCAUUAACAAGGAAAGUAUUGGACAUUAUUCACAUUGACUUCUCUCCUCAAGCUGUAGGUUCAAAAGUUGAUCAGAAGAUGUGGGGGUGUAAAUUAGGACACAAUAAAUUCUUCAGUUUAUUGGAGAUGUUUCAACCCAUUAGGACUACCAUGGAUAAAACACGUUCUCUAUAGUAGGUCACUGGAGAAAUUAAGGCAGUAUAUUGUCAAAACAAUUUUUGUUAUAUAACCCAAUAUUACAGAUUUUCCUCAAUGCGCUUUAUAAUCUGUACAGAACACCCUCUAUUCUAAGACCCUCGAUUCUCAAAAGGAAAAACUCCCCCCAAAAACCCAUUUUAAAAGAGUAGGCUACAUGACUGAUUUAAAUAAUGUAAAUAGUGUUAAAUCACUGGCACUACACACAACACGUGGGUAUUUGUCAGCACAGCUCUUGAUACUUGAUAAAUAUACGAUAGUAGUCAAACUAAAGAGUUGUGGGCUCGUCUGGGAUUUGAACCAGUUCUGAGACCAUUGAGUAUUAUGACCACUUGUAGGCUGGUGUUAUUAUAUCGCAAUGUGUCUUUAAAGCUUAAAACUAUAUUAAUAAUAUAAUAAACACAAGUUUUCUGGCAGAUUAUGAGACGAUUAUUGUUUCUUCAGUGUGCAGGGCCUGUCGACAAACAAUUGUUAGAUGCAUAAAGAUCUGAUCUUUAUUCUCUGGCGUGUCGCUUUCUCUAAGCGAGUGAACUAUCAACUCCAGGGCUGGAUCGCAUCCUUGAAUCCUCCUCUUCCAGCUGCCCUGGGCGGGGUGAGCGCAUGUACCGUCCAGGCUCGUAUGGCAACCCGAUGGAUCAGCCCAUCGAUAUUCACCUUAUUAGAAAGCGGGAGGCUGAUGGAUCAGUGAUGUCAGCGCUCUUUGAACGCCGGUGCUGGCUGCGUGCAUGUGUGUCAUCACCUCGCACUGACAGAGAGCUCAGAUAUUUUGGGGAGGUGGAGAUCAUGCUUUGUCAUUGAGGAACUCAGCAGCAGCGUUCUCCCACUCCGGCACGUCCGACGCUCAGCAUGCUGCAUCCUGAUGCGCUCUCGUCUGCACGCUGUGGGCUUACCUGGAUUUACACGCGUUUCCCGUUUACCGCUUUCACAUGACCUUCGGAAUUGAAGCGGCCACGUAUAUCGUUGACGCAUCUCAAUGUUUGAACCGGGGGAGAGAGGCACGUCCCAAGUGUCAAAUAAUAUACAACCUGUCCUGCGGAUGCGCCGUCACUGUUUGCCUCCAGUGGCACCCUUACGAGAUUCAUGAUUCAUCCCUCUGUUUUCACGGGCUGUCCUUAGAGCGCAUCUCUUCUCUUUCUUCAAAAUGGAAAUAUUCCAGUCUUCCAUGCGCAAACGGCUGUACAGCUUGCCGCAAAACAUUGGGCAAAAAGCCAUCGUGAUUGACGAAGGAGACAACGGCGACAAGGACACUAAGAGGAAAAGUAUUCGGCUAAAACAUUUCUCCUUUCCGUCUCCUGCAAGCAGUUGCAAGAGUAUUGAGGAGGCCAGGAGCGAAGACUUUGAGAGAAACGUUACUGUGAAGACCAACUUGAACGGGGACUGUCGCGUAUUUCGGGGCAGCCUCUCUUCCAUCACCGGGCGGCAUCCUCCCGGGUCAGAUCCGGCGGAGCAGCAGUGCCUCAUCCCCGAGGCGGGCGUCAGAGAGAGUUACCCCGGUGAGCACAGCCCCGGGGCCCAGCAGCGAGCAACGGGUGGUCUGAGCGGCGUAGCCGGGCAAGGAUAUGUGUUUGACCAGACGAGUUUUAUUAAGUUGGAGGGCACCGAGCAAAUCAUACCUGAGGACGACCGGCUGUACCAAGCCGGCUUCAUGCACCGGCAGUUUGGGGCGAUGCUCCAACCGGGUGUCAACAAGUUCUCCCUGCGGAUGUUGGGGAGUGAGAGGGCCGUGGAGCAUGAGAGGGAGCGAGUAAAGUCUGCUGGCUUCUGGAUAAUCCAUCCGUACAGUGAUUUUAGGUUCUACUGGGAUCUGACCAUGCUGCUGCUGAUGGUGGGGAACCUCAUCAUCAUCCCUGUGGGCAUCACCUUCUUCAAGGACGAGCACACGCCGCCCUGGAUCGUCUUUAACGUGGUCUCGGACACCUUCUUCCUCAUGGACCUGGUCCUCAACUUCCGCACGGGGAUCGUCAAGGAGGACAACACGGAGAUCAUCCUCGACCCGCAUCAGAUUAAGGUCAAAUACCUGAAGACCUGGUUUGUGGUGGAUUUCAUCUCGUCCAUACCCGUGGACUACAUCUUUCUCAUCGUGGAGACACGCAUCGACUCAGACUUUUACAAGACGGCCCGAGCCCUGAGGAUUGUCCGGUUCACCAAGAUCCUCAGUCUGCUGCGGCUGCUGCGCCUCUCCAGACUCAUCCGCUACAUCCACCAGUGGGAAGAGGUUUUCCAUAUGACCUAUGACUUGGCCAGCGCCAUGGUGCGCAUCAUGAACCUGAUCGGUAUGAUGCUGCUGCUGUGUCACUGGGAUGGCUGUCUGCAGUUCCUGGUUCCCAUGCUGCAGGACUUCCCUGCUGACUGCUGGGUCACUAGAAACAAGAUGGUGAAUGACACUUGGGGUCAGCAAUACUCCUACGCCCUGUUCAAGGCCAUGAGUCACAUGCUGUGCAUCGGGUACGGCCUGUACCCCCCUAUCGGCAUGGCUGACGUGUGGCUCACCAUCCUCAGCAUGAUUGUGGGCGCAACCUGCUUUGCCAUGUUUGUGGGGCAUGCCACUGCACUCAUUCAGUCUCUGGACUCCUCCAGGAGGCAGUACCAAGAAAAGUAUAAGCAGGUGGAGCAGUACAUGUCCUUCCACAAGCUCCCUGCCAACAUGCGGCAGAGGAUCCACGAAUACUACGAACACCGUUAUCAGGGCAAGAUGUUUGACGAGGAAAGCAUUUUGGAGGAGCUGAAUGAGCCGCUGCGAGAGGAGAUCAUCAACUUUAACUGUCGCAAACUGGUGGCCUCCAUGCCUCUUUUCGCCAACGCUGAUCCGACCUUUGUCACCUCCAUGCUGACCAAACUGCGCUUCGAGGUCUUCCAGCCGGCCGACUACAUCAUCAGAGAGGGAACCAUCGGCAAGAAGAUGUACUUCAUCCAGCACGGUGUCGUCAGUGUCCUGACCAAGAACAGCAAUGCCACCAAGCUGUCUGAUGGCUCUUAUUUUGGAGAGAUCUGCCUGCUCACCCGAGGCAGGAGGACGGCCAGCGUGCGAGCCGAAAACUACUGUCGGCUGUACUCUCUGUCGGUGGACAACUUCAACGAGGUGCUGGAGGAGUAUCCCAUGAUGAGGAGGGCCUUUGAGACCGUGGCUCUCGACCGCCUGGACCGCAUCGGGAAGAGGAACUCUGUUCUGCAGAAUAAAGUCCAGCAUCACCAAAGUGCUGGCACUUUAAACUUCCAAGAGACCGAGAUCAUCCAAAGAAUAGUGCAACAUGACCGUGACAUGGCCCAAUGCACGGAGCUGAUCCAGACCAGCCCACAGAGCCUUCACCUUCUCCCCGCUCCCCCAUCACCCACCCCGAUCAUCUGGGCCCCACUGAUUCAGGCCCCGCUUCAGGCUGCUGCUGCCACCACCCCGCUGGCUCUGGCCUUAGCCCACCACUCCCAGCUGCCCUCCAUCCUCUUCCACCAUCCUCUGGCUCCAGGCUCCCUGAAGGACCCCAUCGGCCAUCCAAAGAAAGUCCAUGUUGGAGCGAACAUGACCAGUAGCUGUGGUUCAGGGCCCAGUUCUCCCGUCAGUUCCAACAAAAUCAGAUCGGGGAUUGAGACUCCCACAUUGGCGUCACUCAGGGCACAGCAUCUCGCAGCUGGGCCUGUGUCACCCACACUGCAGUCCCAGCCUGUCUUCACCAGCAGCCUGCAGCCUCUGGCCCCUCUGCCCUCACACCAUCUCCCACACCACCCUCCCUACUCUGGCAUGGCCUCAGUCUUCCCCAUCGCCCAGACCACUGUCUCCUACACCUGCUCUGCCCAGCUCCACUCUCAGCCCUUCUACGGUCCAAUGACCACCCCACCACACCCGAUAGGUUUACUCCAGCAGGGGGCGCCGGGUAGGCUAGCAGUGAGAUUCCCAACCCCCUCUUUCUCCACCAUAAGCCCUCUCAUCUCCAGCUCAGUCAACCCCAUACUAAGCCAUCUGCAGCAGCCCUCUCACGCCACCGUGCAGCAGAUGGGGUACAGUCAUGACAGAGCAGGCAGGACAUCCAGUGGUCUGAACCUCACACAUUUUCCCUUCAUCACCAGCACUCAGUCCCCCACUGGAUUUAUUCAGCCAGGGUCUGCAGUUGUAGCUGGGGCCGCAUCCUCCCUGGCGCAGCAAAGCCUUGCAGGUCUCCAGUCUGUUUUCCUCCCCCAGGUUCUCGCCGAGCACUCGGCCCUCGCCUCCCUGGCCCAGUAUGGCUCUGCCGAAGCUUCGCCCUGCUACACACCUCCAGUCCAUAGUCCUAGCAUACAGAGCCCUGUGAGGGGAAGGACAGUUUACCACAGUGAGCUCCCCAGCGCUGUGGGCUCUCAUAGCCCUCUAAUCCUUCAGACCUCAUGCCCUGCCAGGGUGGCCUGUACACUCAAUGAGAGGGCCGAGUCCUCGGUGGAUCUCUUUACCCAGGAUAUAAAGACUAUCUCAGGCUCUUACAGCUCUUUACACCAGGAAAGGCCUUUGGCCAUGAGCGGCUCCUCAGAAGGGGUAGCAGGAGGAACCAGCCCCUUCUCCUCCCCCAUGGCUGUCAGCAAACCCUACAGCCCAAUCCUGGGUCAAGUUGCUCCUGUCAGUCGGACACAUUCAGGGCCUGAACCUCAGAACCAGUCCGUUGGUGUUCACUCUUCCCAGGCUAGAUCCCCUGCUAAGAUCUUAGAGACCGAACACAAGCAGUCCAAGCUUCCAUCUAACUUGUGAGGUUCAGACACACCCUCCUUUAAUGCCUGAACAAAAGGAAGGUCACCUCCUUAUUGGCAUUGUUUUAACCACUACUUUGUCAAAUUUUAGAGUAGGAGGGUGUGUUAUUUUAGACUGGAGAUUGGUGAUUUAAUUUUUAAUCAGACUGAAUGGAUCGGGGAUAAUCAUGGACAAUGAUGGAUAUUUUUUCUACAGGAUAUUACAUCUUUGAAUAUAGUAAUACAAUCCAAAAACCUAUUGAUGGAUAUAUAUAGCACCUCAUUAAAAUAUAAAUUGUUCUGUGUAUUAUAUUAUAACCACACUUUGUUAAUAAGUAUUUUGUUUGAACCCCAUUGUUUAGCCAAUUUUGUGUAACCUUUUAGCUACACCCGUUUAGUUGAACAUUUGUCCACAGCUGUAUCCCGUUAUGAUUGAAACCAAAAACGAUUGUCCUCAUUUAUGUCUUUUCCCACCACCGAGUGUGUCGUGUGAAUGCAAAGUUACUAAGAGAUUAGAGGAUAGAGAGACGGUGCACUUUGCUUGUUUCAGAGAUCACCUAACAUAAUGGUUUGAUGACGCCAUGUCUUCCAAGAUAGCUUUUCAGCAAUAUUGCACGCCCAAAUGGGUCACACAAAUCAGAUCACACUCAAAAAUAAAAAAAACUGAAGUAAUGAAUGUAAUGUAAUGUUUGUCUGUCUGAGUGGGAGAAGUAGGAUUAAUUCAUGAAUGUGUUGAACUCGAGGGCGUUUACAGUGUUCUGUAGAGAACUGGAAGGUGCAACCAGUUUAAGAGACAACACACAUUUCCACAGCCGCUCCGAGACGCACCACUGAUGCCAACUAAUUUCAGGCUGACACUAACUUCGGUACAGAACAUUUGUUUGUGUGCCAUCAGCAUAGUAUGCAAUAAUCUGUGUUUUUUUAUAGGUGUACAAAGGUACUGUGAAUAGAAGCACUUGAGUCAAUGAGGGAGAUUCUGUUUUGAGUUAGAACAGAUUAAAACAAGGGAAUUCAAUGGAAUAAAAGCAAUCGUGCAUAAUCAAACAUCCUGAAACCAGCAAUGCACUAAGACUGAUCUGAAUGUUUCUUGCACCAGUCAAAGGGCUAAAAGCAGUUACUUGGGCACGUGGUUACCGAGAAGCCCUGAUGGGUCACAUAUUGCUGCAUAUUUACCUCUUUCAUUUUAUAUUAUUUGAUUGUAAGAUUUGACAUCUGUUGUUUAACAAUUGCUGCUUUGUGAUGCUAUGCUGAAUCAAUAAGACAUGUAUCACAGACUGCUUUUUUAAAACCAGACUCUUAAAUCCUUCUUGUUAAUAAGUUCAUGUGUUUAGAUGAUACCCUUUUUUUCUCUCUGUGUGGACCUGUUGCCGGCGAGGAACUGUGUACAGGUCAAACCAUCGGAGGAUCCUGUCCAGUGGCUUUAGCUGCCUGGUUAUUGAACCUGAGGUAUGCUGUGACUCUGACCCCCCCGAGGGAAGAGAGAUACUAUCAGUCACUAGCCAGUCACUGCCGAUGGGCUGGAUCAAUUCCUCAUGACUAUUCUCCUCUAACUCCGCACCACCACACCGCCUGCCAGAGGCAUCAGCUCGGGUUGAGUGUGAGUGCUAGUUUGAGUGCAUUCAAUUUGUGUAGGAGAGGACGUGUCAUUCAUUUAUUUAUAUAUUCAUUUCUCAUUUUGCUGCCUUUCAACCAACAAAUGUGAGGAAUCCACCACCUAUGUAUGUUAGGCAUAUUUUAUUUUAGCUACUAAAUUCAGUGCAAUAAAAUAACAUG